CUCUCUCUCUCUCUCUCUAUAUAUAUAUAUAUAUAUAUAUAUUGUCAAUAUGUCACCACUAUAUAACCCUUCCAAUUCCCACUCCAAAUGCACCACCUCACCUCUCUCUCUCUCUCUCUCUCAAGCUAUCCUUGGCCCUUGCGGUAUAUUACGGUAUUUAAUAAUGGACCAGUUGAGUAACAACAAGCGAGUCCGAGAUGACUCGGACGAGUCCGAGUUCGACUCACCCGAGGUGAAGAGACUACGAGAAGAUCUCCUCGGUAACCUCGACGACCCGGACCUGUGGGCCACCUGUCCCGACCUGGACUCGUUCAUGAAAAGCUUUUACGAAGAGAUCUCGCCGCCUCCGGUGGACCUGACGUCACGUUCCGGCGAGUGUCCGGCGGGGUUCGGUUUCCUUCUCGAAGCCUCCGACGACGAGCUCGGCCUCCCUCCGCGUGAUACGAGGGAAGAAGAUAGAAAGAAUCAUGCAGAGUUGGAGCGAGUCACGUCGAACUCGUCAGGUGAACUCAGUGAGUCGUGGAGGUUGGACGACCAGUUCCCUAGUUAUGAUUCGUUCGAAUUUGGGCUUGGCGUUAACUUAGACGGAAAUAAUGAAGGCGAGUUUGUGGGAUUAGAUGGGGGGGUUUUCGAUUAUUCGGAUCUUGAUUUCGGAUUAUAUGAUGCCGGCGCAGUAGUACAAGCGAGGAAUUUCUGUCAAUCGUAAUUUUGAAGUAAUCUCCAGAUUUAAGGGCGAAUUCGAAGAAACUUAUGUUUUGACUCUUGAGGAUAUUAAAAUUUUAUUGAUUCUGACA
Messenger RNA from Rhododendron vialii, 794 nucleotides. RefSeq lists its product as uncharacterized. The transcript has a single exon. NCBI's taxonomy places the organism in Eukaryota, Viridiplantae, Streptophyta, Magnoliopsida, Ericales, Ericaceae. The coding region runs from base 50 to 706 and encodes 218 amino acids. The record is from RefSeq and is a predicted model, not a curated record.